Messenger RNA from Diaporthe citri, 186 nucleotides. RefSeq lists its product as uncharacterized. Bases 1 to 186 code for a protein of 61 amino acids. The transcript has 2 exons. NCBI's taxonomy places the organism in Eukaryota, Fungi, Ascomycota, Sordariomycetes, Diaporthales, Diaporthaceae. The record is from RefSeq and is a predicted model, not a curated record.
AUGUCCUUAAGACCACUCAUGGUCGACGACAAGACGUCUGAUCCGUACCCGAUUGGCAAGCAGCUAGAGCUGGGGGCAUACAAAUACUGCGCCCGGGGUGCCCCGAAGAUCAAGUUCGUGGUGGACGUGGUGGACUGCGCCCGUCUGAAUGCCGGGGCCCUGAGCAGCUUCAUGCACUACAUUUGA